AUGGGAAAGCAUGUCAAUUGUCAGCAGUCCGAUAAUAAAUGGCGCGUGCGGCUAUUCGGUAACAAUCAUACACACAAGCGUGCUCGCGUACCAAUACGAUUAAUACUUGCAUUGGUCUUUGUGGCCAUUAUUGUGCCCGCAGCAGCGCUUGACGAACCACACACCCUGGCUCCAACCGCAGCUGGUCAACACUACCGUUAUUAUGUUCCGAUUGGAUUCUUCGUUACGCUCUUUUUGUUGAUUGGACAAUCCGUCACUGUCUUCUCGAGUACCCUUGUGGGGCCGAUGAUGGGUAUUACCAGUGUGUUGUGGCUCAUGAUGCGCAACGACAGUGCCAUCAGCCCCAAAGUGUCUUGGAUGGUUUUUGGGAUAUGGUCCUGGUUGACAGCCAUAUAUUUCCUCGUGCAAUGCCAACGGGUGUCAAAUCAUCGUUUAUACAUCCUCUGCACGAUUGCAUUGGCCUCUGUAUGCAUGGGUCUUAUUGCAAUGGCCCAAAAAUCGUCGUUGCAAGGUGGCCUAGUCACCGCGAUACCGACUUGUACCUCCUUCGCCGCAUACGUUGUAGCAUAUUGCUUCCCCGACGGACGUAAACGAGAUUCUGAUGGAUGGACUGCAAUGGCAUAA
Alternaria atra is the source of this 624-nucleotide messenger RNA. RefSeq lists its product as uncharacterized. The record is from RefSeq and is a predicted model, not a curated record. NCBI's taxonomy places the organism in Eukaryota, Fungi, Ascomycota, Dothideomycetes, Pleosporales, Pleosporaceae. The transcript has 3 exons. The coding region runs from base 1 to 624 and encodes 207 amino acids.